AUGCCGUCGAAACAGAAAAAAUCCACAGCUUCAGAAGAAACCGAAGAAGUUGAUGACGAAGUAGAGGAAACGGAGCCAAAGUUAAAGGAGAGGAGCAAAGGUGUGACCCAUGGGGACAGCUCAAAGGGAGAGAAGGGUCGGAAGAAACACAAGAUCGCAGACGACUCUGACAACCAGGAGGCCCAAGAGAAAGAGAAGAAGAAAAAAGAGAGUGAAAAAAGCAAAGAGAAAAAGAAGAAAAAGAAGCAAGAUGAUGAUGCUGAAGCUGAUGCUGUGAUUGAAAAUGAAGCUGAUGAAGGUGAGCAAAACAAUAAUGACCCUAAGACCGAUUCCAAAAAGGAGAAAUCAGAGAAGCUCAAAGAGGAAGUGACUGAGGGAGCGAAGGAGGAGAAGAAGAAAAAGAAGAAGAAAUCCUCCACAGAGAAUCCAGAAGGAGAAGAGGAGAUGGGAUCCAAGGAUAAGAAGUCGAAAGAUGGCAAGAAGAAGAAAAAGUCUCACGAUGAUGACGAGGAGCCGCUGAUUGAGGAGCAGGAAGAGGAGGAAGACUCCAAGAAAAAGAAGAAAAAGAAGGCAAAGAAGGGGUCGGCAGACAGUGAUGAUGAUAAAAAGAAAAAAGGGAAGAAAUCCAAAAAUAAGCAGGUAGACUAUGCUGUGAUCUACCAGAAUGAGCUGCUGGGGUAUCACACUGACUCAUCUGAUGGAUAUGAGGACGAGUACUUCAAAAAGAAAGUAUACGAGGUUGUCGUCGUCACUGGUGACGUGAAAGGAGCUGGGACAGAUGCUAAUGUGUUUGUCACGCUUUUUGGAGAUUUUGGCAUCACACCUAAGGUUCACCUGGCAAGCAAAAGCCGAACUGCAUUUGAGAAGAACAAGACUGAUGUUUUCCGUAUUAAAACACACAACGCGGGGCCCCUGAAGAAGUUGAGGAUCGAACACGAUAACACAGGGAUGAGCGCCAGCUGGUUCUUGGACAGGGUUGUGGUGACCGACAUGAUCCGACCACAUCUGCGCUUCUAUUUCCCCUGCAACAACUGGCUAAGUCGAGAGGAGGCCGACAACCUGUUUGUCAGGGACCUGCUGGGAAGCCUGAACCCCAUGGACGUCCCAAAAUUGAACAAAUACAUAGUGAGUGUGUUCACUGCUGACAUGAAGGGAAGUGGAACUGAUGCUGAUGUCUUUCUCAACAUCUUUGGGGAGAACGGUGACACAGGCGAGAGACGACUUGACAGCGACAACAAAGACAACUUUGAGCGCGGCUCGGAGGACAAGUUUACAAUAGAGGCUCCAAACCUGGGACGGCUGAAGAAAAUCACUAUUGGCCACAACAACAGAGGCUCAUCAGCGGGAUGGUUUCUAGAUAAGGUUGUUAUUGAUGACAUGGGGAAUAAAGAAAUGUAUGAGUUCCCUGUGAAUCAGUGGUUUGCGCUGGAUGAAGCUGAUGGUAAAAUACAGAGGGAUAUUCUAGUUGGAUCCAUGCAGCCGAUGGGCAUCGUUUACAAUGUGCAAGUGAUGACUGGAGAUGUGAGGGGAGCUGGCACCAACUCAAAGAUCCACAUGGUCAUGCACGGCUUCAAGGGCUUAAAAAACAGCGGCAAAAUCUUCCUGGAGGGUGGUUCUUUCGAGCGCGCCCUCAUUGACAUUUUCAAUGUGGAGAUAUGUGAGCUGAUCAGUCCGCUCAGCAGGGUCACCAUCGGUCAUGACAAUGGGGCUGUGGGUGCCGGGUGGUACUGUGAGAAGGUGGUGGUAUACUGUCCUUUCACUGGGAUUGAGCAGACGUUUCCAUGUGGGAUGUGGCUGGAUGAGGACGAAGGAGACGGACUGAUCGAGAGGGAACUGUAUGAGAUGGUUUCCCUCCGACAGAAAAAACAGAAAAAGUACCCCUGGUCCUUGUGGAUUUGGACAUCAGAUAUUAAAGGUGCAGGAACUGAUGCUCAGGUGUUUCUGCAGAUCUAUGGAGAGAAGGGAAAGUCUGAUGAGAUCAAACUGGAAAACAAUUCAGACAGUUUUGAACAAGGCCAGGUGGAUAAAUUUAUGAUUGAAAUGCCUGAUAUUGGAAAACUGUUGAAAGUGCGCAUCUGGCAUGAGAAGAGGCACCCAUUCGCUGGCUGGCAUUUAGCGAAGCUCACUUUGCUGAAAACCCUGACGAUGGAGAAAUAUUCUUUUGAUUGUGGCCGUUGGCUGGACAUCAAUGAAGAUGACAACGAGAUCGUCAGAGAAAUUCCAGCCACCAGUACGGUCAUCGAUGAACCACUGCCCUUGAUCAAGUAUCGUGUCACAAUCUGCACCGGUAACGUUGGCGGCAGCGGCACCGAUGCUACGGUCUUCCUCAACGUCAUUGGUGACCUUGGUGACACAGGGGAGCGCCUCAUGAUCACGAGCAAAAACAACGUCAACAAAUUUGAAAAGGGCAAUCAUGACGAGUUUCUCAUUGAGGCUGUGUCUGUGGGUCCGGUACGCAGAGUGCGUGUCGGCCAUGAUGGCCGCGGCGGAGGCUGUGGUUGGUACCUCGACAAGGUGAUGGUCAGGGAGGAGGGCCAGCCGGAGAGCGCAGCCGUUGAAUUCCCAUGUGACAGGUGGUUGGAUCGCAAUGAGGAUGAUGGACAAAUUGUUCGUGAGUUAGUUCCAGCUGGGGAUGGUCUGCGUCUAUUUAAUGUGGGCUACCACAUAGCAAUCAAGACGGGCAGUGUUAACGGGGCCAGCUCAGACUCAAGGGUGUUUGUCAAGCUGUACGGUGAAAAGGGCGACACUAACAAGAUGAUACUGGCGGUUUCUGACAACGACCUCAGGAACUACUUUGAGACGGCUCGUACUGACAUCUUCACCAUAGACACCUUUGAUAUCGGACGGAUCAACCGUCUCCUCAUUGGUCACACUAAUGAGGGCUUGCGGGCUGGAUGGUUUCUGGACAGCGUGCAGAUUUCUGUUCCGGUUCAUGGGAUGCAGUAUAUGUUCCCAAGCCACCGUUGGCUCUGCAAAGAUGAAGCUGAUGGAAAAGUGGAAGUCGAGAUCUAUCCCAGCGAGGUCUUGGAGAUUGAAAAAUUGAUCAACUAUGAAGUAACAGUCGUCACGGGGGACGUGCGUGCAGGUGGCACCAAUGCAAACGUCUUCUGUCAGAUCUACGGCGAGGAAGGAAAAACUGAAGUUCUCACUCUAAAGAGUCGUUCCAACAAUUUUGAACGUGGCACCACUGAGAUCUUCAAGAUUGAGGCUCAGGAUGUCGGUAAGAUCUACAAGAUACGUAUCUUCCAUGACGGUAAGGGCAUCGGAGACGGAUGGUUCCUGGAGACGGUGGACAUCAAACGGCUAACGAUGGCUAUGGUGCAGGUUGAGGUGAAGAAGGAGGACACCAAGAAAGACAAGAAGAAGGACAAGAAAAAGAAGAAAAAGGAUGAAGAGAGUGAGGUGGAGAUUGUUGAACAGCUGCAGGAAGUGGUGGAGACUUAUGCUUUUCCCUGUAAUCGCUGGCUGGCCAGAGACGAGGAGGACAAGGAGAUUGUGGUGGAGCUGCUGACGGAGGACAAUGAAGAACUGGAGGUUAACUCAUAUGAGGUCCAUGUUUUCACUGGGACUAUGUGGGGGGCGGGGACUGAUGCCAAUGUUUACAUCAAUGUCUAUGGAGAGACUGGCGACACAGGAGAGCGACAGCUCAGGAGGUCAAACAACCUAAACAAAUUUGAGAAAGGCAAGGAGGACAUUUUCAACAUCACAGCGGUCGACCUGGGGGUCCUGAAGAAGCUGAGGAUCAGACACGACAACAGCCAGGCCAGCGCCGGCUGGUUUCUGGACCGGGUGGAGAUUGUGGACAACAAAGAUGAUACUACGUAUUUUUUCCCAUGUAAACGCUGGCUGGCUGUUGAUGAGGAUGACGGACAACUUGCCAGAGAGCUUGUUCCUGUGGAUGAGGCCUUUAUGAGGAAAGUGGAUGAUGAUGAAGAGGACUCUGAAGCCACACUGGGUCUGGAACAGAAAGCCAUGUCAACGACAUACACAAUGAGGAUAAAAACUGGUGACAAAAAGUAUGCAGGGACUGAUGCUAAUGUCUUUAUGACCCUGUACGGCACCAAGGAUGACACAGGGAUAAUAAACCUGAAAUCCUCAAAGACUCAUAAGAAUAAGUUUGAGCGGGGAAUGAUCGAUGAGUUCAUUGUUGAAGCUGUGGACAUCGGACCGCUGAAGAAGCUACGUGUCGGACAUGACAAUUGUGGAGGUGGAUCAGCAGGCUGGUUCCUUGACUGGGUGGAGAUCGAUGCUCCGUCUCUUGGACAAAAGCUGCGGUUCCCCUGUGGUCGCUGGUUGGACAGAGGGGAGGAUGAUGGCGCCAUCAUCAGGGACCUUUUUCCUAAUCCUCUUCAGACAGAGCUUUACACACCAUUUGUACCCUAUGAGAUUAAAACCUUCACAAGCGACGUAUUCGGAGCUGGCACAGACGCAGAUGUCUUUAUUGUCCUGUACGGGAGGGAUGCAGUUUGCACCCAGCAGAAGUCUCUGUGCGUCAACAAGAGGGAGAGGAUGAUGUACUUUGAGAGAGGAGCUGAGGACAUGUUUAUUGUUGAGCUAGAAGACGUGGGGGAUGUAAUUGAGAAGAUCCGCAUCGGCCAUGACAACCGCGGGGUCAACCCAGGCUGGCAUCUGGACCGAGUGGAGAUCAGACGUCUGCUCAGGAAAGGAAAGGGUUCAGAGACCGUCAUCUUCCCCUGUGAGCGCUGGCUUGCCAAGUCAGAAGAUGAUGCAGAGACAGUGAGAGAGCUGGUGCCAUCUGACAUCAUCACUGAGAAACUGUCACGAGACGGGAGCCUCAAAGUCACUGAAGUGGAGGUGGAGGACGCCCUGGAGACACACACAUACACAGUGUCAGUGAUGACAGGUGAUGUCUACGGGGCUGGAACUGAUGCCAAUGUUUUCCUCACGAUUUAUGGGGACCUGGGAGACACCGGGGAGAGGAAGCUCAGCAAGUCAGAGACGAACAGCAACAAGUUUGAGCGAGGAUCUGUGGAUAAGUUCACCCUGGAGGCCGUCGACCUGGGAAAUGUUUUCAAGAUUAAAAUCCGCCAUGAUAACAGUAUGAUGAGUGCAGACUGGUACUUGGACCAGGUGGAGGUGGUUGACGUGGAUACAGAGGAGGUCUUUCUCUUCUUAUGUGAACGCUGGCUGUCCAGGAAGAGGGAGGAUGGACGCAUUUGCAGGGUUUUCUAUGUCAAGGGUUAUGAAGGAGUUAGAGAGGGUCUGAACAGUAAGAAGAACUCGGCUCUGAUGGUGAAAAGUGUCGACAGCAACAUGAAUAAAAAGAGCAAAAAGAAGAAGGAGGAAGAAAUCGAGCUUCCAAUCAUACCGUACCACGUAACCAUCAGUACGGGACUGGAGCGUGAUGCCAGCACCACCAGCAGGGCUUAUGUGAUUAUUAUCGGGGCCAAUCACACCCAGACAGAGAGGCUGUGGCUGGACCUGUCGGACGGGAGGAAGGGCUUUGAGGCCGGCUCUCUGGAGAGCUUCGAGGUCCACAGUUCAGAUGUGGGCGAGAUCAAAAAGGUCGAGCUCGGUCAUGAUGGGGCCACUCCUGAGAGCUGCUGGCUGGUUGAUGAGCUGUCUGUUGCUGUGCCAACCAAAGGGGUCAAAUACAUCUUUGCUUGCAAGUGCUGGCUCGCCAAAGAUCGAGGAGACGGGUUGACUGCGAGAGUGUUCAACGUGCUUGAUGCAGAGAACGUUUCUAUCUCCCAGAAGGUUAUCUACGAGGUCACCGUGGUAACAGGAGACGUGCAGAACGCAGGAACAGACACACUGAUCUACAUGUCUGUGUUUGGAGCCAACGGCAGCACGGAGGAGAUGCUGCUUCAGAAGAAUGAGGACAGGUUCGAGCGCGGUCAGGAGGAUACUUUCAACAUGGAGAUCGAUGACAUCGCCCCACUGCGGAAAAUGAGGCUUCGAAUCGACGGCUCUGGUAGUCGGCCUGACUGGUUCCUGGAUAAGGUGAUCACACGUAACUUGACUUCAGAAGAGGUGUCCGUGUUCACCUACGAGGAGUGGCUCUCCAAGACAAGAGGACCAAAGAGAACCAUGAUCUGUGAGAUGGCUGCAGUGGUGGACGGGGAGACGAUGGUGGAGCUCACCACCUACAUUAUACAGGUCAAGACUAGUGACUGUGCAGGGGCAGGCACCGACGCCAACGUAUGGAUCAUCGUUUUCGGAGAGAACGGAGACACUGGGACACUGGCGUUAAAAGAAUGCAACAAGUCCAACAAGUUUGAGCGCAAGCAGAUGGACACGUUUCGCUUCCCGGAUAUCCUUAGCAUGGGAGAGCUCUCCAAAGUACGAGUGUGGCACGACAACUCAGGUCCUGCCCCAGGCUGGCACCUGGAUUAUGUUGAUGUGAAGGAUGAGACCAUGGACAAAACAUUUCGUUUCCCCUGUGAUCGCUGGCUUGCCAAAAAUGACGAUGAUGGACAGAUAAUGAGAGAGCUGGCCUGUGCUAACAACGACUACUUAGAUCUCGACGAGAAGACAAAGUAUGAAAUUUGCACCACUACUGGAGACAUGGUGGAUGCUGAAACCAAAGAAAAUGCCUGGAUCGUACUCGAGGGGAAGAAGGGCCGAUCAAAAGAAUUCGUAAUGGAGAACUCCUCAAAGAAGAAGAGGUUCCUGCGGGGGAAUGUCGACAGGUUCGAGUUUUCAUCCAAGAAUUUAGGCGACAUUGUUGGUAUCUGUCUGGGCCACACACCAAAGGAUGGGAAGAAGGUGAAGGGGGAGGUUUUCUGGUUCGUGGAGGAGAUCGUCGUCACUGAAAGGGAGCUGGGAAACAAGUACAUCUUCAGCUGUAAAGCCGCCAUCCCUCUCUCUCCAAAAAGGGAUGAUUUCUUGACCUUUGAGUGCACAAAGGCCAUUGAAAGCUUUGCCAGUAAAGCUCGAAGCCUUGUGCCUGUCAAGUACGAGAUAAUCGUUAUCACGGGCGAUGAGAAGGGAGCGGGUACAGAUGCCAAUGUUUUCAUCACCGUCUACGGCUCAAACGGAGACUCGGGCCGCCGGCAGCUGAGGCAGAAGUUUCGUAACCUUUUCGAGCGUGAGCAGACGGACCGUUUCGUCCUGGAGAUGCUGGACAUGGGGGAGCUGCAGAAAGUUCGAGUAGAGCACGAUAACUCUGGUCUGAGCCCCGGCUGGCUCCUGGAUCGUGUCGAAGUCACAAAUACGGCCAACGGUGUCACCACCAUCUUCCUCUGUGGGAAGUGGCUGGACACCAAGAGGGCAGACGGACAGAUCGUCAGGGUCCUGCACCCAAAAUAUUAGAAAGAGCAUUAUUUAUAUGUGAGAGAAGAAAAACUACCACAGCAGAGAGCUCUCCACUCAUGCUUUAUAACCAAAGAGAUCCUCUUCUGGCACGUUUAUAUCUCAGGAACUGAGACAUAUUUUUACA
Cheilinus undulatus (humphead wrasse) is the source of this 7402-nucleotide messenger RNA. Its product is annotated as lipoxygenase homology domain-containing protein 1-like. The coding region runs from base 1 to 7275 and encodes 2424 amino acids. Lineage: Eukaryota; Metazoa; Chordata; Actinopteri; Labriformes; Labridae. The transcript is spliced from 41 exons. The record is from RefSeq and is a predicted model, not a curated record. Gene Ontology annotation, molecular function: protein binding.